GGCUACACACAGAGAGACCGGGCUGACGUCAGAGAGACGCGCCUUAAAACCUAAGAGCGCAUCACAGGGAGAUGCAUGGUUUGAUCACACAGGCACACAGGCACACACUCGCUUUGGAUUGUAAGAUAGCAGGGAUACUGUAGAAGCUGCAGCUGCUAGGUGAAUGAGGCGGAACUGCAAGGGAAGCCAAAAAGUUACUUUUCAAGACUGUUAAUCUUGGUGCGUAAAAUGAAAGUGGUGCGUAAAUGUCUGCGCGCCCCCAUUUGGAUAAGGUGGUAGGUCCAAAUUUUAAAACCUGAAAAGUUUAACGGCAAACUAGCUCUGAACUAGUGUCAGAGGCAAAAGUCUACCGUUGGCACGGAUGCUGUUGGAUGUCGCCCCGGGUCUGCGCUCCUGCUUUUGUCUCUUUGAUCUUAUUUGAGCCAUGGCUUACUCUCCGCUGGGAUACUCCUACUCCACCACACCGCAGUUUCUGAUGACCUCCAGCUCUCUGGCUGGUUGUCUGGAGCCGGGAACGCCUCCGUCACACCCGGUGCUGCGCUCCCCGGGCCACCAACUCACCGCUGGAACAGGCAUUGGACUCUACAGCGGCCCUUAUCCAAAGAGCCAAGGUUACUAUAACACCUGCACCAGCGACGCCACCGCUCUCUAUUCCAGAGGGCCACUAGAUCCCAAAGAAGAAGCAGGAUCUGUGCAUGUGGGGACGUCUCAGACUCCUGCCUACUAUCCCUAUGAAUAUACAUUUGGACAAUAUCCCUAUGACAGAUAUGGGUAUUCCUGCUCUGAUGGUGCUUCCCGUCGUAAAAAUGCCACCCGAGAGACCACCAGCACCCUGAAGGCUUGGCUGCAGGAACACCAGAAGAACCCUUACCCCACUAAGGGAGAGAAGAUAAUGCUUGCUAUCAUCACCAGGAUGACCCUUACACAGGUGUCUACUUGGUUUGCAAAUGCACGCAGGAGGCUGAAGAAGGAGAACAAGGUGACGUGGUCACCGCGGGCUUGUAAAAGCUCUGAUGACCGGGGCUGUGAUGAUGACAGUGACGAAGCUGAGAAGCCACUUAAAAACGACAAAGAACUUCCUGAUCAGCAGUGUGCAGACUUGCAGAGUGACCUUGAGGACUUUGACCUGCUGGAGUCAGAUGGUUCUGACUGUGAACCGAAGCCACAGUUUCUUUCUGAGGACAAUGACCCAAACCCAAACCCAGAUCUCCCACAUAGGCAUCUCACACACAAUCCAGACCUACUGCACGGAAAAGAGAGAUUGUCCCCAGACUGCCCCAAACUUACAAUGGUCCAACAGCAAAACAGCGCCUUCUAUCCCAAUCCAGACCUUCGAAGUACAGACACCAAGCCGAAAAUUUGGUCCAUUGCUCACACUGCUGUGUCUUUGGAUGCCAGUUUACAGCCAGAAUACCCUCCCUGUAUGCUGGCAUCGACCAGGUCCUCAUCUCCCGGGUAUCCAUCAAAUAUGGCGCUUACAAAGGCAGACAGACAACAGGAAUCACCAGUCGCCACGCUCAGAGAAUGGGUGGACGGAGUUUUCCAUGGUCCUCCUUUCCAACAGCCCAAACCAGCUGAGGUGUGGAAAGGCUUAAAUGAUGCCGUGAUAGACAGCAGAACACCCGGACAAUCCUUUGAACUUGUUAGGUCUACGUCAUCUUUGUAGUCCGACCAACACAUCAUCAAUGGAAUAUUUCAAAGACUGCUGGACUUAAAACAAAAAGUCUAGAUUUUGUUCUUGUGACUUGACCAAUUGACCGUUUGCUAAGCGCCAUCCCCCUUAGUUACUGUUGCUACACCUGUCAAGCUUUCCUUUCUCAACAGCACAUAUGUAGUUUACAAUGAUAACAGUAGUAGAUUUACCGUUCAAAAUCUUUAAUACAUUUUGAUUCCAAACAAAGGGGUAGACAAAAGCAGGCUUCUCAGUUUAGCCAACAACCGUUGAUUUUGCCAUCUGAAAUGACAACUGUUGGUGGCAGAUUGUAUUAGCUCUAGCUGGCUUACUAAUUAAGCUAACGUUAUCUCCGUGAGUUUAUUAGAAAACCUGACUCUGGCUGACUUGUAAACUUGACAGCUCAAUCUUGUAAAAGGGGUCAUAAAUAUGCAUUAUUGGCUAAAUGCAAUAUAUUGUGCUAACAGACUGAGGCUAAAGCUUCAUGUCACAGGCAAAAAGUCAGCAUAUCCUCACCAGUUGACGAUCCAUGUAGAAGACAAGCAGGCUUUUGUGAUGAGGACUGACCAAUGCAUCUGGCAAAUGUAACGCUAUCUCAGGUAAUGUUGGCUUGGGUUGCUAGAGUGUAAACUUCCCCAAAUCUAGUAAAGAGCAGGACAGAGCUGCUAACAUUGGCCAAAACUCUAAUGGUAUCCAGGACUGACUUGCACACAAUGGGAAAAUGCUACACAGUGGAUGUGCUAAUCGUGUAACGCAACAUUGUAACCCCACAGGUAAUGUAGUUGACGCUAGUUAAUGAUGUGCUCCUUGGCUUUGGAAAUUAUGCUUGAUUACUGUAGGCAGUAAGCUAGUUAGCCGGACAUACUAAUGAUUGAAGUUUACAUUAAAGCAAAACAAUCUAUCAAUCUAUUUCUUAACCUUUUUCUCCUGUGAUUUUGAUAAUCUGAUAUUUUAGAAAAAGUUUGAAAAAAAGACACCACCCUCUAAAUGCUUUAAAUUGGAGUAUCGCGGGGCAGGGGUUUAGUGAACGGUCAGUUAACAAUUUAUGAUCAUAUUUUGGCAUUUGGAUAGGCCCUAACUCUCUUCCAACUUACAAAGUCUUAUGGGCUCCAUAAAUGGUCAAACGUCUUGUAGCAAACAAGUGUCACCACACACGUUCCUGCAGCAAGGUUGUACGGUAUACACACAUGAAAAAUAUACAAUAUUGUACACUUGCACUAUAGCCUGCACAUGCACUGAGUCACAAAAAUAAAAGGUGUAUUCCGUAGCAUGGCAAA
Molecule: messenger RNA, 2949 nt
Organism: Siniperca chuatsi (mandarin fish)
Lineage: Eukaryota; Metazoa; Chordata; Actinopteri; Centrarchiformes; Sinipercidae
Gene: irx4b
Product: iroquois homeobox 4b
Exons: 6
Coding region: 425-1666 (413 amino acids)
Biological process (GO): neuron differentiation; cell development; regulation of transcription by RNA polymerase II
Cellular component (GO): nucleus
Molecular function (GO): RNA polymerase II cis-regulatory region sequence-specific DNA binding; DNA-binding transcription factor activity, RNA polymerase II-specific
Source: RefSeq, a predicted model, not a curated record